UGGUGACGUAGGACAAUGCCUGCCACGCGUCGGAACUAGGCCGCGGGGGGCAACCCGGGGGAACGAGUGACUAUAGCUAGGGGACGCGGGGGUCUUCUGGCCACUGUUCCGAACCAUGCGUUACUUACUCAGAUUAACCCUUUUCUUUUGUCUGUGGAGCUUUUACGCUGCUCAGGGACAAAAGGAGGAGGAGAACCCAGAGGAUGUGAAAAUCGAAGUUUUGCAUCGUCCAGAAAACUGUUCUAAGACAAGCAAGAAAGGAGAUCUGCUAAAUGCCCAUUACGACGGCUACUUGGCUAAAGACGGCUCAAAAUUCUACUGCAGCCGGACACAAAAUGAAGGCCACCCAAAAUGGUUUGUCCUUGGUGUCGGGCAAGUCAUAAAAGGCCUAGACAUUGCUAUGAUGGACAUGUGCCCAGGGGAGAGGCGGAAAGUGAUUAUACCUCCAUCUUUUGCAUAUGGAAAGGAAGGCUAUGAAGGCAAGAUUCCACCUGAUGCAACAUUGAUUUUUGAGAUCGAGCUUUAUGCUGUGACCAAAGGGCCACGGAGCAUUGAAACAUUUAAACAGGUGGACACAGACAAGGACAAACAACUUUCCAAAACUGAGAUAAGUGAUUACUUGAAAAGAGAAUUUGAAAAAGAUGGGAAACCACAUGACGAGUCGUAUCAGAAUGCAGUUUUAGAAGACAUUUUUAAGAAGAAUGACCACAAUGGUGAUGGCUUCAUUUCUCCCAAGGAAUACAACAUAUACCAACAUGAUGAACUAUAGCAGAGUUUUAUUCCUACAGUUAAAAAGUCCCUAUUUUAUAUAUAUAACACUUUUUUCAAAGUUGUCUUUUCUGUUUGUCACCAUGAGAAGAUAUUUUGAUCUCCUUAAUACAUAUUAAUUUUGGAGUAAUAAAUGUGAGACUGUUUUGCAAGUAUUAACUUUCAGAAAAGGGAUAACUGUGUUGCCUACUGCUUCAUUCUGUGAACACACAUUGCAGCACCAUGAAAUAUUCACAGACCUCUGUGUACUAGUGGACGAUUUUCCCCAUUCAGGUUUUAGAAGAACACAAAUAUCAAAAUCUGUAAGAUCUUCCCAACUCUAAUCUUAACAACCUGUGUAAAUAAUCCAAAUUCAAUAUAUUAAGGGUUAUAAUGCCCAUGUUUUUAAAAAUAUUCAGCAUGGACCCAGAAAUUAACAUUUCACAGAGGAUAGGCAUUUGGUGCAGCAGUUAAGACAUCACUGAAGACACGUGCAUCCCAUAUCAGAGCCUAGACUGGAGUCCUGACUCUGCUCACAGGUCCAGCUCGCUCUGAAGUCCUCGCCACCCACAUGGGAGACCUGCACUGAGUUUA
Ochotona princeps (American pika) is the source of this 1341-nucleotide messenger RNA. It is a transcript of the gene FKBP7, whose product is annotated as FKBP prolyl isomerase 7. The record is from RefSeq and is a predicted model, not a curated record. NCBI's taxonomy places the organism in Eukaryota, Metazoa, Chordata, Mammalia, Lagomorpha, Ochotonidae. The coding region runs from base 116 to 769 and encodes 217 amino acids. The transcript is spliced from 4 exons. Gene Ontology annotation, molecular function: peptidyl-prolyl cis-trans isomerase activity; calcium ion binding.